AUGAGUUAUAUUUUUGAGUCAUACCAAAAGAAUUACACUGAUGUUGAACUAAUAAAAAUUUUUAAUAUCACGUCUUCUCCAAUGGUGGAAGGGGGUAGCGAUUGUGAUGGAUUAAGUUUUCCUGGAAAUCCAUAUGACUUGAUAAUUAAAAAUCCGAGGAGUAUGUGGCAUACAAAACUAAAUAUGUAUGGCUGGCUGAUAUUUGAGUACCCUUCCAAAUUAAUGACUAUUACUGGAUAUAGAAUAUGGGCACCAAAUGGAUGCUGUACAUUACAGAAUCAUUAUCUGAAAGGAAGCAAUGAUGGCGUUGAUUGGAAUCAAAUUGCUUAUGUUAAUUCAAACACCCCAAUUGAAAAUAGAGGAAAAUGGGCUACUUACAAAGUACCCGAAUCUACUUACCGAAUGUAUAAAAUCGAGGAAGAACAAAGUAGUUUUGGUAGUAAUUGUGGUACAUGGUUUGGCUUGCGAAAAGUUGAUUUUUCACAAAUCAAGUCAAAAAAGUGA
Trichomonas vaginalis G3 is the source of this 504-nucleotide messenger RNA. RefSeq lists its product as uncharacterized. NCBI's taxonomy places the organism in Eukaryota, Parabasalia, Trichomonadida, Trichomonadidae. Bases 1 to 504 code for a protein of 167 amino acids. The record is from RefSeq and is a predicted model, not a curated record. The transcript has a single exon.